AUGUGUAACGUAGAGAGGAAGAAGAGAGGCUUCACUAAUUUUGAUAGUUGUGGCUUAUGCUCUUCUGUACCUGAAACGAUCUUCCAUGCUUUAAGAGAUUGCCCUUUGGCAAUGCGAUUGUGGAAUCAGCUUGGUGCUGAACAAAUUGAGAAUAAUUUCUUUAAUACCAAUGAUGUGUUUAGGUGGCUGGCCUCUAAUUUACAGAAUAUUGAUGCUCAGAUUAAUGGUGUUUCUUGGGAUAUUGUGUUUGUUGAGACUAAAACGGUUCAGGUGGCAUGGCAGAGAGACUCGCUGCACAAGGAUGGGUUGAAGUAUUUGUCUUUCAUUGCUUGGCAACCAGGUGGCUUAGGAUGGAUAACUGUUAACACAGAUGGUAGUGUGAAUUCUCGUGGUGGAGCUGGCUUAGCAGUUUUACGCUUGCUUUGGGAAAGAGGGUGGAAGAAGAUUGAAUUACAAUCUGAUUAUGCAGCUGCUGUGGCUUUAGUUCAAGGACAAGGUCAAGGAGUUUUCAGAAUUGCUAAUUUAUUAAGGAACAUCAAUAGCCUUUUGCAGUAA
Molecule: messenger RNA, 555 nt
Organism: Manihot esculenta (cassava)
Lineage: Eukaryota; Viridiplantae; Streptophyta; Magnoliopsida; Malpighiales; Euphorbiaceae
Exons: 3
Coding region: 1-555 (184 amino acids)
Source: RefSeq, a predicted model, not a curated record